AUGCAGUCCACCGAUUCUUUCAUCAUCCACGAUGAUACUGCCCCCUCGUCCGAUAAUGAUGAGAUCGAUUCCCUUCCGUCAAUAUCUAGCAGCGUACUAGACUCGGAGGACGAUUCGGAUGCUCAAGAAGAAUGGGAGCGCAGUCUGGAGCAGGUCCAGCUUUUGCUUACCAUGGUCAUCGUUCCAUUCGCUGGCAAGUACUUGGGUCGCAAGUUUGCGUAUUGGAGCUGGUCGAGAUACAUGGAAUGGAUGCAUAAUGUGGAGGUACGGUGGACGAACAAGGGCGCCUUCAAGGCUGUCGGUGCAGUUGAAGCUGCGGCCACAUUAUAA
Molecule: messenger RNA, 330 nt
Organism: Colletotrichum truncatum
Lineage: Eukaryota; Fungi; Ascomycota; Sordariomycetes; Glomerellales; Glomerellaceae
Biological process (GO): protein insertion into mitochondrial outer membrane; mitochondrial outer membrane translocase complex assembly
Cellular component (GO): mitochondrial outer membrane
Source: RefSeq, a predicted model, not a curated record